Dryobates pubescens (Downy woodpecker) is the source of this 2583-nucleotide messenger RNA. It is a transcript of the gene GABRD, whose product is annotated as gamma-aminobutyric acid type A receptor subunit delta. Gene Ontology annotation, biological process: regulation of membrane potential; nervous system process; chemical synaptic transmission. The transcript is spliced from 9 exons. Gene Ontology annotation, molecular function: neurotransmitter receptor activity; GABA-A receptor activity; extracellular ligand-gated monoatomic ion channel activity. NCBI's taxonomy places the organism in Eukaryota, Metazoa, Chordata, Aves, Piciformes, Picidae. The record is from RefSeq and is a predicted model, not a curated record. Gene Ontology annotation, cellular component: synapse; neuron projection; membrane. The coding region runs from base 249 to 1607 and encodes 452 amino acids.
GGAGCCGGACCUGGGGGCAGCCGCAGAGCAGGAGCUGCCCCGCUUCCCGCCCCGCACCGCUGGCUGCCUGCAUGGCUCCGGGGCACUGCCCAGGCUGUGGGGGCUGCUGCUGCUGAGCAGCAAUACGUCGCUUCAAACUCAGCUCAACUUAGCACGGCGAGGAUGGCAACACUACUGGAGCUCGGGAGCCGCCAACAGAGCCAGGACACCUGGGUUUUGUUUGCCAGUGUCUAAUAAAUGGGAGUAAAAUGGAAUUUCUUACCUGGGUUUUCCCUGCCUUGGUUCUACUCUGCACCCAGCAGCACAGGUGUAUCAGAGCUAUGAAUGACAUUGGAGAUUACAUAGGUUCCAACAUCGAGAUCUCCUGGUUACCCAACCUGGAUGAUUUAAUGAAGGGCUAUGCACGGAACUUCAGGCCUGGCAUUGGAGGUCCUCCUGUUAAUGUUGCUCUGGCAAUUGAAGUAGCCAGCAUUGACCACAUCUCAGAAGUGAACAUGGAGUACACCAUGACAGUGUUUCUGCACCAGAGCUGGCGAGAUGAUCGUCUCUCCUACAACCACACCAAUGAAACCCUGGGCUUAGACAGCCGCUUUGUGGACAAGCUCUGGUUGCCAGAUACUUUCAUAGUGAAUGCCAAGUCUGCCUGGUUCCAUGAUGUGACUGUGGAAAACAAACUGAUCAGGCUCCAGCCAGAUGGAGUCAUUUUAUACAGCAUCAGGAUUACCUCAACAGUGGCCUGUGACAUGGACCUUUCCAAGUACCCAAUGGAUGAGCAGGAAUGCAUGUUGGAUCUGGAGAGCUAUGGCUACUCUUCAGAGGACAUCGUCUACCACUGGUCAGAAAACCAGGAUGAGAUCCAUGGGUUGGACAAGCUGCAGCUCGCUCAGUUCACAAUUACCAAUUACCAGUUCACAACAGAAAUGAUGAACUUCAAAUCUGCAGGUCAGUUUCCCAGGCUCAGUCUCCACUUCCACCUUCGGCGCAAUCGAGGCGUGUACAUCAUUCAGUCUUACGUUCCCUCUAUCUUACUAGUGGCCAUGUCGUGGGUGUCCUUCUGGAUCAGCCAGUCAGCUGUGCCUGCCAGGGUGUCAUUAGGUAUAACCACUGUUCUGACUAUGACUACCCUGAUGGUCAGCGCCCGAUCAUCGCUUCCACGAGCAUCUGCCAUCAAGGCUCUUGAUGUCUACUUCUGGAUCUGCUAUGUGUUUGUCUUUGCUGCACUGGUAGAAUAUGCAUUUGCACAUUUCAAUGCUGACUACAUGAAAAAGCAGAAGAACAAGAUCAAGGCGAGAAGGCAGAGUGCAGAGAUCAACGUGAAGAACGCCAUUGUUCUGUUUUCCCUUUCCAUAGCUGGUGUGAACCAGGGACUGGUCAUUUCCAACAGGCAGCACCGAAUUCCCAGGAGCCUGCCUGGAUCCUAUGGCACAAUAGAAAUAGAAACUGGAGAGAGAAAGCAGCAUCACAUCAUGAAACUGGAUAAAAAGGGUGGUCUGAAGUCCCUGUUCAAGCCUAUCGAUGCCGACACCAUCGAUAUUUAUGCCAGAGCUGUGUUCCCAGCAGCCUUUGCAGCAGUCAAUGUUAUCUACUGGGUUGCAUACACAAUGUGAAGACCAAACCAUCCAGAAAGAUGUAAAGAGCUGCAAACUGAGCCCUUGCUGAAACUGUAUGGAUCCAGCUCUUCUCAAAAGUAUUUUCCAAGGAGCUUGAGACAUUGCUAAAGCCAAGGAAGUCCUGCAGUCAGUUCCUCCCCAAAGCAGCCAUUUCUGCCCAAUCUUGAUUUGUGCUCUGCCAAACGAUCCUGGCUCCUUAUUUCUUCUGUUACCAGCAGACAAUUUUUGAAAUGUACAUAUUUGCAGCAGAAGUUUAAAUCUCAAAUUACCAUGGGUUUCCUCCACUUCAAGGGCUGAUCAGUAACAAAGAUUUGGCUUUUCACACUCAGAUCAUUUCCUUUUUUGUAAUGGAAGAGCUAAUUCCUCACUUCCACAUAGGAGUGACUUCCUGCAUCUGGCCUUCUCUGGGAUGGUUUAGGUUUAACAGCAGUGCUAAAGCUGGAAUUUUUCAUCAUAAAAACCUGAUGAACAAAGUAAAAGGGAACAGAGGGGAGUGGAGGCUUUUCCUUAAAUUAUUCUUUGUCUUGGCUAAAGUAUUCAGAACAUUUCAAUGCUCCUAGUCACAGCAUGAAAUAAAAUAUACUACAGAAAAUUCUACUGAUUUGUUAAUGAUGAUUGCAUUACUCUCAGAACUAAGCUAAUGAAAGUUUAAACACUUGACUACAGAAAUAUUUAUUAGUUUAAUAGGCCCCAGAAUAGACAAAAGUGAUUUAGAAACUCAGGGAGAGCUCAGGCUUUCUGUGCAGGGUAGGGAAAAUAUGUCAAGGUGCUUGCUAAGGAAGGAACUCAGACUCAGAAUUAAUGUCUUUGAUUUUCAGUGAGAGUCUACUGUGUGCACCUCUGAAAACAUCCUUUUUUUGCCUCUGUCCCUUAAUAGCUGAGUGAAGUUUAAAAGAAAAAAUAGUCAUAAAUGGCUGGAAGUUUCUCAGCUGAUUGGGACAUUUCCCCCAUUUUUAUUCAGAGGCUGGAUGAA